Punctularia strigosozonata HHB-11173 SS5 is the source of this 927-nucleotide messenger RNA. RefSeq lists its product as uncharacterized. Lineage: Eukaryota; Fungi; Basidiomycota; Agaricomycetes; Corticiales; Punctulariaceae. Bases 1 to 927 code for a protein of 308 amino acids. The record is from RefSeq and is a predicted model, not a curated record. The transcript has a single exon.
AUGGCUUCACGGCAGGAAAUUGUGGACGGAAUCGAUGACCUCUUAGGCCUGAUCUGCGAGCUUCUCCUACUUCCGACGAUCAGGUCAUUUGUGCCCGCAUCCCAUGCUGCCGUAAAAGCACUCGAGGGUCCUCGACCUUCCGCCAAAAAGGACAACGUAUACGACACGCGGGCGAAGCUGCUGCUACUGUUCAGGGACACCAUAGCUGCGCUCCGGACCGUUCUGCAUUCCACCUCCGGCAACCCCAGCACUGUCUCCGGCCAACUCAGCCGGUCAUUCGCCGCUUUGCAGGAUCGCACAGCCCUCGAAUGCGUCCGAGAACUGGAAGGCCUUUACCCCGUGCGGCCCUUCGCGGCGGAGCGGUCUGCCCCGGGUCCGUCGGACGCAGAAAAGCUCGCUCAGUUAAGCAAGAAAGACGCCCUCUGGUACAUCUGCGACUGCCUCGUGGUGCUGCUUCCUCCAGGCUCGAUACCCGCUGUCUGCAUGACGGGCGAGCCGGUCAGACCUCAGCCGGACCCGCACACGGGUGCGUCCUUGGUGAAGACACGGCUCGUCGAUAGGCUGUCUGCACUGCUCAUUCGGACGGCUUCGCUGGGAGGCGUCAGCGGGCGCGCCGGGUACUCACGGAUAAAGACCGACGAUGGCUCUGCGAAAGCGGUAACUGAAAAAUCGAAUCCGACGGAAGAUCCGAUGGUCUCGAGCCAGGGAGAGUUAUGCCGCGCACAACCAGGCGAUACGCACAGUCCUCCUUCUCAUUCCCUCCGGAAACGCAGCGCGUCUGCUACCGACGGCACCGACAAUGUCACGGGCGCUAAAAGGAGGCGGAGAAUGGGGGAGAUGGAUGAUGUCAGCUGCAAUAUGCUGUUAGCGGUAAUUGAGCGCGGCAUGGGCCUAGACGGAUGCAUUGGCAAUGCAAUGUUAGCUUGA